AUGCGCUUUCAGUCGUUGGUGGAGAAAGCCACAGAGGUGGAGCUAAUGAAAAACAGGAGGUUGAACUGUGCUGGAACUGGAGGGCCAAUGAAGUCAGGCUCUCAAAACUAUCAAGGCAAGGGGAGAUUUCAGAACAGGAGGCCGUAUCAACGUCCUGCUGGGAGAGGGUUUACCUCAGGAUCUUAUAGACCCAUGGCGGGUACUACUGGUGAUUCUGGGAAGCAGACCUUGAACAGGGAGGAGAAGAUUUGUGACCCUAGAUUCAUUGGGCUGAAAGGAGUUUGGGGAGAAGGGGAAACUCAAUGCACUAUUAUUAGUGUUUACUCACCAUGUGAUAUGGAGGGCAAGAGACAACUUUGGGCAGAUUUGCUAGCUUGGAGGAACACAAAUAUUAGCCCAAAUUGGUGCUUUUUGGGUGAUUUUAAUGCGGUCCGAGCAAUACAAGAGAGGAGAGGAGCCUCUAUAGCAUCAUCUCAAUAUAGAAGGGAGAUGGAAGAGUUUAAUACCUUCAUUGAAGAAGCGGAACUAGUAGAUAUCCCUACCGCGGGAAAGAAGUUCACUUGGUAUAGACCGAAUGGUCAAGCGAUGAGUAGACUUGAUCGUUUCCUUGUCUCCAAUGAUUGGUACUCAUCUUGGCCCGAUUGUGUUCAAGAAGUUCUUGAAAGAGAUUUAUUUGAUCAUUGUCCGGUAUUGUUAAGGCUUGGUAGACAUAAUUGGGGGCCUUAUCCUUUCCCAGUCCUUAACUGUUGGAUUCAUGAUCAUAGAUUCAAACCCUUCGUCGAAACUAGUUGGUCCUCACUUCAAGCCGAAGGGUGGGGAGCUUUUGUGCUUAAAGAGAAGUUAAAGGCACAUAAGGAGGGAAUCAAAAGGUGGAAUAAGGAGAUCUUCGGGGAUUUAAAUACUAAGAGAAAGGAGGUGGUGUUGGAAUUAAAUGCUUCAGAUACAAUGGCUGAUGAGGGUACCCUUAAUGCGGAAGACAUUGUGAGGAGGAAGGCUUUGGGGGCGGAAUAUUGGAGAAUCUCUAAUCUCCAUGAGUCUUUGCUUCACCAAAAGUCAAGACUUAGUUGGAUCAAGGAGGGGGAUGCAAAUACAAAAUUCUUCCAUGCCAUGGUAAAUUGGAGGAGAACAAAGAACUCUUUGGUGGGUCUUCACAUUAAUGGGAGAUGGAGCGAGGAACCUCUAGAGAUAAAAAAUGAAGUCAAAGGUUUUUUCUCACAAAAAUUUAGAGAGGAGCAGUGGGCCUCCCCUAAAUUAGAUGGUGUCCCUUUCCGACAACUCUCACAAGCAGACAAUACUUUUCUAACCACCUCCUUUGACAUUGAUGAAGUGAAGGAAACAGUUUGGGAUUGUGAUGGCGAUAAGAGUCCGGGUCCAGACGGUUACAACUUCACAUUCAUUAAAUCAUUCUGGCACAUUCUUCAAGAUGACUUUAAAAGAAUGAUUGAUGAAUUCCAUAGGAAUGUUCAUGAUGCAAAAAGAAGAUCUCCUACUAUGGUGUUUAAAGUGGAUUAUGAGAAAGCCUAUGAUUCGGUCAAUUGGAACUUUUUACUUUAUAUGAUGAGAAGAAUGAACUUUGACGUAAGGUGGAUUAGAUGGAUCCGAGUUUGUAUCUCAUCGUCUACUCUUUCGGUGCUAGUAAAUGGAAGCCCAACGGAGGAGUUUAAAAUGGAAAAAGGCCUUCGACAAGGAGAUCCGAUGGCACCUUUUCUCUUUCUCAAUGUGGCAGAAGGUCUUAAUGGGUUGCUAAAACAUGCGGUUGCGCUUGAGAAGUACAAGCCGUACAAAGUAGGCGAUGAAAAUCCCAUUAGUAUCUCUCUCCUCCAAUUUGCCAAUGACACCUUAUUCAUUGGCGAUGGUACUAUCCAAAAUACCAUAAUCCUGAAAUGUAUUCUCCAUUGUUUCGAAUUGGCAUCAGGAUUGAAGGUGAACUUCUCCAAGAGUAGUUUGGUGGAGAUUGCUAUAGAUGAAUUGUUGGUGAGAAGAAUGGCUGCCAUACUUCAUUGUAGAAUUUCAAAAUUCCCCCUUGUUUAUCUUGGCAUUCCACUAGGCGGUAACCCAAAGAGCUUACGGUUUUGGGACUCUAUAAUUCUGAAAAUCAAGAAGCGCCUAUCUAAGUGGAAGCAAAAGCUCCUUACCUUUGGAGGUAGACUAUGCCUUAUUAAAAGCAACCUCUCUAGCCUCCCUUUGUAUUUUUUCUCCUUUAAAGCACCUGCUGGUGUUUUGAAAGAAAGCAAGAAAAUUGUGAGAAGAUUUCUUUGGGGUGCUAAGGAAAAUGAGAACAAACUGGCUUGGGUGAGUUGGAGCAAAAUUUGUAGACCAAAGGAGGAAGGUGGCUUAGGUGUCCGAGAUUGGGGUUUGUUUAACAAGGCUUUAUUGGGUAAAUGGAGGUGGAGAUUAUUAAAGGAUAAGGACAAUCUCUGGAGCAAGGUACUUCAUGCUAAAUAUAAGAAUACAGUCCCUGUUGACGCUUCAUCAUGGUGGAAAGAUCUCAAUCUUAUGUGCUUUGAUGAAGGGCUAGGGGGGUGGAUGGAAGACGGCCUUUGUCAGAAAAUUGGGGAAGGAAACGACACAAAGUUCUGGCAUGACAAUUGGCUGGGAUCGAGACCACUUAGGGACAUAUAUGUGAGACUUUACUACCUCUCAACUCAGCAAAAUCAUACUAUAGAGGAGAGUCUGGUGGAUGAGUUGCAUCAACAAGUGUGUAAUUUUACACUAAUAGAAGGUGCUAGGGACGACUGGGUUUGGAACAAGGAGGAGGGAGGGGUAUUUACAGUAAAAUCUGCAUUUGAAAUUCUUCUAGGAGAGGUGACUGAACCUGCAGACAGGGUUUUUCACAAAUUGUGGUCCCUCAAGGCACCCUCAAAUACUUUAUCCUUGGCAUGGAAAAUCCUACUUAACCGUAUCCAAUCUAAGGAGAACUUAAGAAGAAGGGGCAUAUUGAACACUGAAACAGAGACUUGUUGCUCUUUCUGUUCUGCUGUAGAAGAAUCAACAUCUCAUUUAAUUUUUACUUUUGCUAUAUCCUGGAGAAUUUGGAUGUUGGUCUAUGAUUGGUUAGGGAUGUAG
Messenger RNA from Lotus japonicus, 3066 nucleotides. RefSeq lists its product as uncharacterized. The coding region runs from base 1 to 3066 and encodes 1021 amino acids. Lineage: Eukaryota; Viridiplantae; Streptophyta; Magnoliopsida; Fabales; Fabaceae. The transcript has 3 exons. The record is from RefSeq and is a predicted model, not a curated record.